Messenger RNA from Lactuca sativa (garden lettuce), 1684 nucleotides. RefSeq names its product transcription factor BIM1. NCBI's taxonomy places the organism in Eukaryota, Viridiplantae, Streptophyta, Magnoliopsida, Asterales, Asteraceae. The record is from RefSeq and is a predicted model, not a curated record. Gene Ontology annotation, biological process: DNA-templated transcription. Gene Ontology annotation, molecular function: DNA-binding transcription factor activity; protein dimerization activity.
CUCAUUCUCUUCAUCAAAACCGCAGAGAGAGAUAAAUAGAGAGAGAGAGAGAGAGAGAGAGAGAGGGGGGGAGGGAGGGAGGGCCCUAUCUUUCAUCACAGGUUCUUUGCUUGAUCUUCGUCACAAUUCUUAACUAUAUUAACACGAAGACAACUCAAAACAGCAACAGAUUCAAAUAUUACAAUCCACUUCACCUGAGAAUUGAAGUCCUGUUGUUGAAUUUCUUGUAGAAGCUGAAUUCCGCGGAAAUAUUUGACAUUCAGAUCAAAGAAUUGCGUACACAAUAGCGUGAAUACACUUCUGAGUUUCAAGAGGAGAAGUCGCAAACACAGUGGCUUCAUCUAACUGCGCUGCUUCUACUGGAUCUGGCCAGCUAAUUUGAAUCCGUAAAGUCUGACUCUGGUUUCCCGCGAUCUAAGCGAAGAACGGGAUGUCAGUUAUAUAAAAUUGCCACGACUAAAUCGAUCGGAAUCUGAGAAGCAAAAUCUCCAAAUUAAUCUUCCUUGAGACGCGGAGAUGGAGUUUUCUCAACCCCGACCCUGUGGAGCCCAAGGUGCUAAGCCCACGCAUGACUUUCUUUCACUUUAUUCACCUCCCCAGCAAGAUCCUACCCCCAGCAUUCCCGGUGGUUUCCUUAAGACUCACGACUUCUUUCAACCAUUGGAUCAACAAGUUGAGAAAGAAGGAAAUAAGUUUGACCAUAUUCUUCCUGGGGGAAUAGCGACAUACAGCAUUAGUCAAAUAUCAUCGUCAUCUUACUCAUACAUGAAUAUGAAUCAAAUUCAAAGCCAAAAGGUAGUUCCAAAGGCUGAAGGGGUUGAGAUAUCGGGUGCACAAUGUCAAUCAAGUAGUAUCAAUAAUAACAAUGAUGAAAACUCAAACUGCAGUUCUUACACAGGGAGUGGUUUCACGUUUUGGGAAGAAUCUAAUGUAAACAAGGGUAAAUCGGGAAAGAUUGGAAUGCCUUGGAUGACGUCACAUUCUAAAGCUGUUAACACUGGUGAAAAGCCCAACAGCCCACGCUCAAAGCACUCUGCUACAGAACAGCGUAGAAGGAGUAAAAUCAAUGACAGAUUUUCGAUGUUGAGAGGAAUCAUCCCUCAUGCUGAUCAAAAGAGAGAUAAGGCGUCAUUUUUGUUAGAGGUUAUUGAAUACAUUCAGUUUCUACAAGAGAAGGUGAACAAGUAUGAGGAUUCAUACCAAGGAAGGAACAACAAACCUCCAUUGAACAACAUACCAACUGAUGAACCACAACUUCCAAACGGCAUAAUAAGCGUUUCAACCAUGUACUCUCAAGGAAUAUCUAGUGCUCUAACACAAGCGUUAAAGAGUUCGGGUGUAGAUUUGUCAAAGGCCAACAUCUCUGUGGAGCUUGAUCUUGGAAAGAGAUCAAGCACCAAUCUGAAGGAGAAUGAGAGCCCUUCCAUUGAGGAGAGUGGUGAAGGGUUGAAGAGGUUGAAGAGGAGGAGACAGUAAAAGUUGGUAUAACAAAUUCAAUUAUUUUGAUCAUUUGUUAAGGGGUCCUUUUUUAACAUAUUGACGAUCAUUUAUGCAUUAUUUUGUCUUCAAAGUAUAUUGUACAUGUGCUUUUUCUUUCCUUUUUUUAAAUUUUGUCUUGAUAGAACUGUAUUAUUAAGAUGAUUGGGAGAUGAAGAAAAUAAUAGACUUAUAAUUUUUAGUGGAA